Molecule: messenger RNA, 1233 nt
Organism: Mauremys reevesii (Reeves's turtle)
Lineage: Eukaryota; Metazoa; Chordata; Testudines; Geoemydidae
Product: anoctamin-7-like
Exons: 9
Coding region: 18-1025 (335 amino acids)
Biological process (GO): chloride transmembrane transport
Cellular component (GO): plasma membrane
Molecular function (GO): chloride channel activity; protein dimerization activity
Source: RefSeq, a predicted model, not a curated record
UGUCUUCACUGCAGAGGAUGCGGAGGAAAUCCAGACACGCCAGCCCUUCUUUUGAGGAUGAAGAGGACGAGGACGAUCCCAUCUACGUGCAUGGUGACGAAGGCUACAGCCCCAACCUCAGGGGCAACUACUUCCGAGAUGGGCAAACCAAGAUCGACUUCGUGCUGGUGUGGGAGGAGAAGGUGCGGCCCCCGAAGAAGAGGAGGGGGAAGCUGGCGGCUCACGAGGCCAGAGGCGACCGGCCACGCGGGCACCACGAGCACUGGAGGAGGAAGUUCCUCAACAACCUGAGAAAUGCCGGGCUGCUGAUGGAGAAGACCCUGGCCUGGAGCCCCUGGACGCAGGCACAUGGCAGCUCUGCCCCCCUGGGGGCUCCGUGUUCAGCCCCCUCCUGCUUCCCCGCAGGAGGAGAUGCUGAGCGAGCGGAAAACCAUCCACUACCUGAAGCUGAGCGCCCCGUGGGACGUGCUGGUGUUCUACGCCGAGGAGCUGUGCCUGCGAGCGCCCCUGCAGGCCCAGCCCAACCCGGACUGGAACAGCUCCGCCGAGGUCCUGAGGAGACUCUGCACCCCCAACGCCCUGCACCAGCACGUCCCCAACAAGCCCGCGGACUAUUACACCUGCGCCUUCCGCAGGUCCAAGCUGGACAAGUCUAUGAGAUCCUGGCUCGCACCAUCUACGGGAAGCGGAAACGUGCCGAGAUCGGGAUCAACCGGCUGCUGAACGAGCGGGUGUACGGCGCUGCCUUCCCGCUGCACGAGGGCCCCUUCGAGACGCCUGAGUCUGAGGUCCCCGAUGAAGCCCUGAACCCUCGCCAAGUCCUCUACCGCUUCUGGGCCCAGUGGGGCUGCUGGUACCGGUACCAGCCGAUGGAUCACAUCCGCCAGUACUUCGGGGAGAAGAUUGCCAUCUACUUCGCCUGGCUGGGCUUCUACACGGCCUGGCUGCUCCCUGCUGCGGCCGUGGGCACCGUGGUCUUCCUCGCAGGCCUGGUUGCCAUGGGAACCAACACGCCCGCGAUUUGACUUGCCAAUUGUGAAAGGUGCCUUUUUAAUGAUCUUAGAAAGGCUCUAGCGGCUGCACCAGCGCGAGCCUCUCCUAAACAAGGCCUGCCAUUUUACUUGCACCUGGCAACUACUCCAGCAAGCACUGGAGCUGUUUUGCUGCAAAACAAAUUGGCCAGGUGAGACCGAUGGCCUAUGGUUCCAAAACUCUCAGUGAGGUGGAGGCGAG